Molecule: messenger RNA, 1557 nt
Organism: Cyphellophora attinorum
Lineage: Eukaryota; Fungi; Ascomycota; Eurotiomycetes; Chaetothyriales; Cyphellophoraceae
Product: putative glucose transporter rco-3
Exons: 9
Coding region: 1-1557 (518 amino acids)
Biological process (GO): carbohydrate transport; transmembrane transport
Cellular component (GO): membrane
Molecular function (GO): carbohydrate:proton symporter activity
Source: RefSeq, a predicted model, not a curated record
AUGUCUACCACUAAACCACAGGAUACCAUCAAAGCCAAUUGGAGGGCCUUCGUGGCUAUCGGCGUGAUCAUCCUCUCGCCUUUUCAAUAUGGACUCGACUUCGGGUUGAUCGGUGGGCUGCAGGCCAUGCGUGGCUUUCUCGAGGUCUUCGGCCAUAGAGCACCCAACACACCUAUCGGAUGGAACCUCUCGCCCGUCCGCCAACAGCUGAUCUCGUCCCUCAUGACCCUUGGUGCUUUCAUCUCUUCCGCAUUCAUCGGUAUUGCAGCCAAGAAGUUUGGACGCCGGCAGUGUCUGUGGGCGGCGUGUGUCCUCUGCUGCGUCGCCAAUGUUAUCAUGAUGGCUACCACGAACAUUGGAGCACUAUACCUGGGCCGACUACUUAUCGGCCUUGCUAACGGCUAUUUGAUGACUGCUAGUCAGCUGUACAUCCAAGAGUGUAGCCCUCCUCAGUUCCGUGGCCUCUUCCUUUCGGCGUUCCAGUUCUUCACGUCGUUCGGAACUCUGAUUGGGACCAUCAUCAACUGGGCAACGGCAAAGCGAGACGGCAGGUCGGCCUACUUGAUUCCACUGGGUCUCAUCUACGUGGUGCCCAUCUUCAUCUUCAUCGGAAUGUUUUUUAUUCCAGAAAGUCCUCGCUGGCUCAUCCUGCAAGGUCGCUAUGAAGAAGGCUACAAGUCCCUGCUCUGGCUCCGCCCGGAAGGCGCCGACGUCGCAGCCGAGGCUGAGACGAUCCGUGACGCUAUCGAGCGAGAGCAGGAGAUGGGCAGGGGUGUCGGCAUCUUCGACAUGUUCAAAGACCCCGUCGAUCGUCGUAGGACCGUGCUUGCUGUGUGUGCUGUUUCGUUACAGGCUGCUUCUGGCGCUAUGUUCAUCAUUGCAUACAAAGCAUAUUUCUUCGCUAUGGCGAAAGUGGACAAUCCAUUCGGCAUCUUGGUCGCCAUCAUCAUCAACUCCCUCAUCGUCGUGCGCUACGGACGCAGACGUGUACUCUUGAUGACAGGCCUUAUCGGAUGCGGCUUCAUCCAGCUGAUCGUCGCUCUUGUGUACCAACAGCAGCCUGGUAAGCCCUCGACCGGCAAGGUCAUCGUGGGACUGUCUUGUAUCUACAUGAUGCUGUAUAACGGCAUGAUCGCUACCUACGCAUGGCUAUCCGGAGGCGAGAUCCCUUCGCAGCGGCUGCGCUCCCAUACUUUCGGCCUGGCAGCCGCGAUCGGCUUCGCCGGAGCAUGGCUGACCACGUUCACCGCGCCGUACUUCAUCAACCCUGAUGCAUUGGCAUGGGGGCCGCGCUAUGGCUUUAUUUGGUUCCCGUCUUGCUUGAUCGCUGCGGCAUGGGUCUACUUUUGUCUGCCCGAAGUGAAGAACAGGACUUUGGAGGAAGUCACGGAAAUGUUCGAGGCCCGCCUCCCUGCCCGAAAGUUCAGGACUUACAAGACGCGAGCUCAGCUGCCUGCUGUGGACGAUGAAAAGCUGAGUCAGCAAGGUGUGCAGGUCGAAGACGUCGUGAGCAGCAAUCCGAAGGCGACUGCCGAGGUCCAGGUUGCAACUGCUUGA